GCUAUUUCAUCUUCUAGAGUUUGCGGCGUGUGAUGCAGACGAACCCUGAUCAUCGUGUAGAAAAUCAAAGCGAGAUGGCGGAAGAAGCAGCUAACGUCGACGCCAAGCCAUCGAAACCCAAGGACAUACGUCACUACCUCUGCCAGUAUUGCGGAAUCAGCAGAUCGAAAAAGUAUCUCAUCACUUCACACAUCAAUUCUCAUCAUAAGAUGGAAGUUGAAAUGGAAAGAGAUGAAGAAGCUUGCGAGGUUGAUGAAGAAGAGGUCUCUGGUAAACACACUUGCCAGGAGUGUGGUGCUGAGUUCAAGAAACCUGCUCACUUGAAGCAGCAUAUGCAGAGCCACUCGCUCGAGAGACCUUUUGAGUGCUAUGUGGAUGAUUGCACUUCUAGUUAUAGGAGGAAGGAUCAUCUCAAUAGGCAUCUUCUUACCCAUAAAGGCAAGCUAUUUAAGUGCCCAGUGGAGAAUUGCAAGAGUGAGUUCUCAGUACAUGGCAACAUCAGUAGGCAUGUUAAGAAGUUUCAUAGUAAGGACGAUGGUAACAAGGACGAUACUGGUAAUAGUAAAAAGGAAGAUACUGGUAAUGGAGAUUCUCAUCACUCGGAAUCUUCAACUGGCCAAAAGAAGCUUGUCUGCAAAGAAAAAGGGUGUGGAAAGGCCUUUAAGUAUCCGUCACAGUUACAGAAGCAUCAGGAUUCUCAUGUGAAAUUGGACUCUAUUGAGGCUUUUUGUUCGGAGCCUGGAUGUAUGAAGUACUUCACAAACGAGGAAUGUCUCAAGGCACACAUACGAUCCUACCAUCAGCACAUCAACUGCGAGAUAUGCGGCUCUAAGCAUUUGAAAAAGAACAUCAAGAGACAUCUACGGACUCAUGAAGAAGACUCAUCAUCACCGGGAGAGUUCAAGUGUGAAGUUGAGGGGUGCUCUUCAACAUUCUCAAAGGCUUCUAAUCUUCGGAAGCACUUGAAAGCAGUGCACGAGGAUAUCAGACCCUUUGUAUGUGGCUUUUCAGGCUGUGCCAAGAGAUUUGCUUACAAACAUGUCAGAAACAACCACGAGAAAUCCGGGAGCCACAUAUACACCUGCGGUGAUUUUGUUGAAGCUGAUGAAGAUUUCACAUCAAGACCAAGAGGUGGAGUCAAGAGAAAGCAUGUUACAGCUGAAAUGCUGAUAAGGAAGAGGGUCAUGCCUCCUCAGUUUGAUUCACAAGAACACGAGACUUGCUAGUUUACACGGUUUAGGCAGAUAUGGUUUUAACUCUGUGUAAAGUUUGUGUUUUAUUUGUCUGUAGGAGAACAUAUAGAUCAAUAGUAGUAAUAGUAAGUGUAAAAGAUAAGGUUAUAGGAUAAAGAUCGACACUUUAAGUCAAAUCUCUCAACUCUUUUUCGUCCUCA
Brassica napus (rape) is the source of this 1393-nucleotide messenger RNA. RefSeq names its product transcription factor IIIA. The record is from RefSeq and is a predicted model, not a curated record. Gene Ontology annotation, biological process: regulation of transcription by RNA polymerase II. Bases 33 to 1226 code for a protein of 397 amino acids. NCBI's taxonomy places the organism in Eukaryota, Viridiplantae, Streptophyta, Magnoliopsida, Brassicales, Brassicaceae. The transcript has 6 exons. Gene Ontology annotation, cellular component: nucleus.